Messenger RNA from Sciurus carolinensis (gray squirrel), 324 nucleotides. RefSeq names its product gamma-crystallin E-like. The record is from RefSeq and is a predicted model, not a curated record. Gene Ontology annotation, molecular function: structural constituent of eye lens. Lineage: Eukaryota; Metazoa; Chordata; Mammalia; Rodentia; Sciuridae. The transcript has a single exon. Gene Ontology annotation, biological process: visual perception; lens development in camera-type eye. Bases 1 to 324 code for a protein of 107 amino acids.
AUGAGGUCAGGUUUUCUUAUGUCCCCUUGUCUUCUCUUGCUGGACCCACAGUCCAGCUCCCACAGGAUCAGGAUCUAUGAGGGAGAGGACUACAGAGGCCAGAUGGUGGAGAUCACAGAGGACUGCUCCUCUCUUCAGGACCGCUUCCACUUCAGUGACAUCCACUCUUUCCACGUGCUAGAGGGCUACUGGGUCCUCUACGAGCUGCCCAACUACCGGGGGCGGCAGUACCUGCUGAGGCCGGGGGAGUACAGGCGCUACCACGACUGGGGCGCCCUGAGUGCCCGAGCGGGCUCUUUGCGGAGGGUCAUAGAUUUCUACUGA